AUGUCUUCUGAAUUGUUCAAGGUCAAUAACAAAAUCGCACUUAUCACGGGCGGCUCCCGUGGCCUCGGUCUCGAUAUGGCUGAAGGGCUCUUGCUUGCCGGUGCCAGCAAGAUUUACAUCUCUUCCCGUAAAGCCUCUGCAUGUGACGAGUCCGUCAAGUACCUGAGCGACCUCGCCAAGAAGCACAAUCUGCGCUGCGAGGCUAUUGCUAUUCCUGCUGACCUCGGGUCCCGCGCCGGGUGCGAGGCAUUGGCCAAGGAGUUUGUCAAACGCGAGCAGAAGCUCGAUAUUUUGAUCGCCAACGCUGGUGCCACCUGGGGUGCAGACUUCGAUUCUCACCCCGACGAGGCCAUUGGCAAGGUUCUGGACCUCAACGUCCGUGGUGUAUUCAGCACUAUCCAGUUGUUUGCCCCCUUCCUUCGCAAGGCCGGUACCAGUGAGGAUCCCUCUCGUGUCUUGAUCACUGGUUCCAUUGCUGGUAUUCGGGCUGUCUCGUCCGGUGGUACCUACGGUUACCUUGCCUCCAAGGCUGCUGUUCACCAUCUAGGUCGCUCGCUUGCUUCCGAGCUUGGCCCCGAGAACAUCACAGUCAAUAUCCUGGCCCCUGGGUUCUUCCCCAGUAAAAUGUCCAACGGUGUGCUGUCGGUAAUUGGCAAGGAACUCACCGAGACCAAUCCUCGUCGCCGUCUCGGUGUCAAACAGGACAUCAUUGGAACCACUGUUUUCUUGUGCUCGCCUGCCGGUAACUACAUUAACGGCGUUGUGUUGCCCAUUGACGGUGGUGCCUCGGUGUCCAAGCUCUGA
Molecule: messenger RNA, 804 nt
Organism: Wickerhamiella sorbophila
Lineage: Eukaryota; Fungi; Ascomycota; Dipodascomycetes; Dipodascales; Trichomonascaceae
Product: Rhamnolipids biosynthesis 3-oxoacyl-[acyl-carrier-protein] reductase
Exons: 1
Coding region: 1-804 (267 amino acids)
Source: RefSeq, a predicted model, not a curated record